This is a messenger RNA of Scomber japonicus (chub mackerel), 1854 nucleotides long. Its product is annotated as tripartite motif-containing protein 16-like protein. Gene Ontology annotation, molecular function: protein binding. NCBI's taxonomy places the organism in Eukaryota, Metazoa, Chordata, Actinopteri, Scombriformes, Scombridae. The record is from RefSeq and is a predicted model, not a curated record. The transcript has a single exon. The coding region runs from base 137 to 1372 and encodes 411 amino acids.
UAACCAACAUGUAAAGCAGCACAAGAGCUGUCAGCCUAUAUUUAAUGCAGAAACAGGUGCUGAUCAGAUCAAAGGUCAAACUUGUUUCAGUUCUAAGGAAGUGAAACUCAGACAGUCAUUGUUAUUGAGAGCUGAAAUGGCGCAGCAAGGAGCUCAGCUGGACGAGGAAAUAAUUAGCUGUUCAAAUUGUCAGGAUCUACUGAAGGAUCCAGUGGCUUUUCCCUGCGGACACCGCUACUGUAUGAGAUGUAUUAAAGGAUUCUGGGAUGAAGAGGAUGAGAAGAAAAUCUACAGCUGCCCUCAGUGCAGAGAGGCCUUCACACUGAGGCCUGUCCUGGUGAAAAACAUCCAGCAGAGAAUCCAGGACAGAGAGAAAGAUGUAAAGCUGCUUCAACAGGAGGUGGAGGCCGUCAUUCGCUCUGCUGAUAAAGCAGUGGAGGACAGUGAGAAGAUCUUCACUGAGCUGAUCCGUCUCCUCCAGAAAAGAAGCUCUGAUGUGAAGCAGCAGAUCAGAUCCCAGCAGGAAACUGAAGUGAGUCGAGUCAAAGAGCUUCAGGAGAAGCUGCAGCAGGAGAUCACUGAGCUGAAGAGGAAAGACGCUGAACUGAACCAGUUUCUACAUAACUACCCCUCAGUGUCACAACUCAGUGAACCUACAGACUCAUCCAGCAUUGAUAUUCGUCCUCUGAAAUACUUUGAGGAUGUGACAGCAGCUGUGUCAGAGCUCAGAGAUAAACUACAGGACAUCCUGAGGGACGAAUCUCACAUCUCACUGGCAGUGACUGAAGUGGACGUUUUACUAUCACGAGCAGAGCCAAAGACCAGAGCUGACUUCUUAAGAUAUUCACGUGAAAUCACUCUGGAUCCAGACACAGCAAACUCAAGGCUGGUAUUAUCUGAGGGGAACAGAAAAGCAAGACUAUCGAGUCAAUAUCCGUCUUAUCCUUUGGACCCAGACAGGUUUCUACCAUGUUUGCAGGUCCUGAGUAAAGAGAGUCUGAUGGGACAUUGUUACUGGGAGGUGGAGUGGGAAGGAGCCAUUGACGUAGCAGUCGCAUACAAGAGUAUCAGCAGAACAGGAGAUUGGAAUGAAUGUACGUUUGGAAACAAUGAGAAAUCUUGGGCUUUAUAUUGUGAGCCUGCACGUCAUUCAUUUAGAUUCAACAAUGUCAGAACUCCUUUCUCAGAACACUCUCGUCAUUUCUCCAGAGUCGGAGUGUACCUGGAUCACAGAGCAGGUAUUCUGUCCUUCUACAGCGUCUCUGAAACCAUGACUCUCGUCCACAGAGUCCAGACCACAUUCACUCAGCCUCUCUAUGCUGGACUCUGUUUUUAUGUAGAUGCCAAAGCUGAGUUGUGUGAACUCAAAUAGACAGAAGUCAUUUCAGACUUCAUGUGUCAGAUGUUGUAAUUCUUCAUGUUUUUGUCUCCAUGUUUCUGAGCUGCUAGGAGAUCAGCUGACAUGCUAAUAGGGAUAUACAACUUUGUUUUUUUGUUUAUAUAUGUAUCGUUUAUAUGUUCAGUUUCUUUAAAUGUGAUUUUUUUCCUGUGUGUUUUUAUCCAUGGAGGCUCUCACUGCUCAUCACCAUGUUUUUAACCUUCACUGACAUUUCUUCAGAUGAAAAAUGUAAAUUUGUCUUUGUUCUAAAUGUUAGUUUCAUGUUUUUAUUAAUGUAUUUGUGUCUGUUUGGUUCUCACUACUUUGUAAAGUCAUAAAGAAAUAUUCAAUCAAGCUGUAAUUAUCAUGAUAAUAAUCAAAGAGGAGAUCUUUUACUAUGUUUUUGUAGAUAGCUGACACUCAAUGUUAAACUAACUGAUUGUGUGGAUGAAGUUAAUCUGUACAUGAAAUCAUUG